UCCGGGGCCAGGCCCCUCCUGCGCACACUGCCCAGGAAGAGCUGCUGGCAGGAGGAUGUCCUUGCAGCUCAGGAGCGGGGCCCAGCUGCGGCCAGGCCCAGUGAGCGUGUGGGCCGCCGCAGGAGGCGGGCAGAAGGCCGCCAGGGGUGUUGCGGGCGAGCCCAUGAGCGGGCUUGAGCCGGAGAGGGAACCUGGGGGCACCCCUGCAAUGGGUCCCUUAAGGAGACCCGCGAGUGAGCCAGUGAAGACACCCUGGAGGGAGCCUGCCCGCAGACCCCUGAGCGCACCUGCUAGGGGACUCGGACCCACGGGGGAACCAGUGAGGGGACCCGGACCUACGGGAGAACCAGUGAGGGGACCCGGACCCACGGGGGAACCAGUGAGGGGACCCGGACCCGAGCCUGCGCGGGGACCUGGGGAGAGACUGGUGAAGGAGCCGGAGUCCACGGGGGAGCCUGUGGAGGCGCCCAAGGGGGGACCACUGAAGACACCCACGAGGAGAGCCACGAGGAGAGCGCGGAAGACGCUCCUGAUGGAGCUGGUGCAGGGCCCGCAGAGGAAGCCCGUGAAGACAGCGCCCUUGAAGAAGCCCAUGGGGGGGCCUGGGAAGAGGUCUGCGAGGGGAGCAGGGAGGAGGCCCCUGCAGCGACCGAAGAAGAAACCUGUGAAAAAGGGGUCCCUGAAGCCCCCCCUGAGGAAGGGGCCCUCGAGGGGCACGGGGCAGAGGACGAGGCCUGCGUGGGGUGCGGAGGUGCGGGAGACGCGGCGGCGGCACGAGCGGCGUCUGGUGGAGGUGGACAGCAGCCGGCAGCAGGAGUACGACUUCAAGAUGGCGCAGGCGCUGGAGGAGCUGCGCAGCCAGCACGACGAGCAAGUGCGGCUGUACCGCCAGGAGCUGGAGCAGACCUACCAGGCCAAGCUGGACAACGCCAAGCUGAGCUCCGACCAGAACGACAAGGCAGCCAGCGCCGCCCGCGAGGAGCUGAAGGAGGCCCGCAUGCGCGUCGAGGCCCUCAGCUACCAGCUCUCCAGCCUCCAGAAGCAGGCGAGUGCCGCCGAGGACCGCAUCCGGGAGCUGGAGGAGGCCGUGGCCGGGGAGCGGGACAAGUUCCGGAAGAUGCUGGAUGCCAAGGAGCAGGAGAUGACGGAGAUGCGCGACGUGAUGCAGCAGCAGCUGGCCGAGUACCAGGAGCUGCUGGACGUGAAGCUGGCCCUGGACAUGGAGAUCAGUGCCUACCGCAAGCUGCUGGAGGGCGAGGAGGAGAGGCUGAAGCUGUCCCCCAGCCCGUCUUCGCGCAUCACCAUCUCGAGGGCCACCUCGAGCAGCAGUGGCAGCAGCGUGGCGCUGGCUGGACGUGCGGGCCGCAGCAAGCGGAAGCGGCUGGAGGCAGAGGAGUCCCCGGGCAGCAGCUCAAGCGGCCUGGGCACGGGCAGCAGCAGCAGCUUUCACCUGGCCCAGCAGGCCUCGGCCUUGGGCAGCGUCACCAUCGAGGAGGUGGACCUGGAGGGCAAGUUCGUGCAGCUGAAGAACAACUCAGACAAGGAUCAGUCUCUGGGGAACUGGAGGAUCAAGAGGCAGAUCUUGGAGGGGGACGAGAUUGCCUACAAGUUCACGCCCAAGUAUGUCCUGCGGGCCGGCCAGACAGUCACGGUGUGGGCAGCUGGUGCAGGGGUGGCCCACAGCCCCCCGUCGACCCUCGUGUGGAAGAGCCAGACCAGCUGGGGCGCCGGGGAGAGCUUCCGCACCGUCCUGGUCAACGCCGACGGAGAGGAAGUGGCCGUGAGGGCUGUGAAGCAGUCUUCGGUGGCACGGGAGAAUGAGAACGGGGAGGAGGAGGAGGAGGAGGAGGAGGAGGAGGCGGAGUUUGGCGAGGAGGACCUCUUCCACCAGCAGGGGGACCCGAGGACCACCUCGAGAGGCUGUUGCGUGAUGUGAACUCAGCACUCCUCAUUCACACAUCUUUCUUUGCCCAGAGCCACUGAAAACUAUUUUUAUAUCAUUGGCUUUCUUUAGUUCUUGA
Microcebus murinus (gray mouse lemur) is the source of this 2021-nucleotide messenger RNA. It is a transcript of the gene LMNB2, whose product is annotated as lamin B2. Gene Ontology annotation, cellular component: nuclear lamina; nuclear envelope. Gene Ontology annotation, biological process: heterochromatin formation; nuclear envelope organization; protein localization to nuclear envelope. The record is from RefSeq and is a predicted model, not a curated record. Lineage: Eukaryota; Metazoa; Chordata; Mammalia; Primates; Cheirogaleidae. Gene Ontology annotation, molecular function: structural constituent of cytoskeleton.